Messenger RNA from Lindgomyces ingoldianus, 729 nucleotides. RefSeq lists its product as uncharacterized. Gene Ontology annotation, biological process: peptidyl-proline hydroxylation to 4-hydroxy-L-proline. The record is from RefSeq and is a predicted model, not a curated record. Lineage: Eukaryota; Fungi; Ascomycota; Dothideomycetes; Pleosporales; Lindgomycetaceae. Gene Ontology annotation, cellular component: endoplasmic reticulum. Gene Ontology annotation, molecular function: L-ascorbic acid binding; iron ion binding; procollagen-proline 4-dioxygenase activity. The annotation marks the transcript as partial. The transcript is spliced from 2 exons.
CCUUAUGAUUGCGAGGCACAUAAAUACACUACUGAGAUCGUGUCUCUGGAUCCCCUGGUGAUAUACAUCAACAACUUCACCAGCACGCAAGAAGCGGAAAAUCUUAUUAAGGCCGGCGAACCCGACUUCGAAGACUCUUUCAUAUCCCGGCACACCGGUCUCCAUCGCGUCAGCGGCCGAACUUCUCAAUCCGCACCCCUCGAACCCUCUCUCCCACUCGUAUCCUGCAUUCUCUCCCGCGCCCGCCAAUUCAUGGGCAACAUGCUCCUGCCCUCCGAGCCCUUUUCCAUUCCGCAAAUCGUCCGCUACUACCCUAAACAACGCUACGACCUGCACACUGAUUUCUGGCCCCAGCAUCAAGUCAUGAAUGACGGCUCGGGCCGGCUGUUCAACCGUGUCGCGAGUUUUUUUGUGUUUUUGAGGGAUAAUUGUACGGAAGGGGAGACGUACUUUCCCCUCGUUGACGUACUUGACCGGGACGCGGAAUCCAAUGGAGGGUCUGGGAAGUUGGUGAAACGCUGGGAAGGCCGGGCAAGUAGGGGAGAAAAGGAUGGGGAGGCAUUGGGGGUCAAGUUUAAGCCGAUUCAGGGGAAUGCGGUGUUUUGGGUUAAUUUGGAUGGGGAGGGGAAGGGGGAUCGUAGGUUAGUGCAUGCAGGGUUGCCGGUGGGGGAAGGGGAGAAGAUUGGGAUGAAUAUUUGGCCGAGGAAGAUUUAUGGGGUGGAGGAUUGA